This is a messenger RNA of Ruditapes philippinarum (Manila clam), 7040 nucleotides long. RefSeq names its product SH3 domain-binding protein 5-like. Gene Ontology annotation, biological process: intracellular signal transduction; negative regulation of protein tyrosine kinase activity. Gene Ontology annotation, molecular function: protein kinase inhibitor activity. Gene Ontology annotation, cellular component: cytoplasm. The record is from RefSeq and is a predicted model, not a curated record. Bases 38 to 1954 code for a protein of 638 amino acids. Lineage: Eukaryota; Metazoa; Mollusca; Bivalvia; Venerida; Veneridae. The transcript is spliced from 8 exons.
UUUGUAAAGAUCAGAGACUUCAAAACAAAGAAGGAAGAUGGCCGACUCAGAAGGUCGGCUGUCACCUUCUUGUCUCGGUGAAUUUGAAGACGAGGCACUUGAUCCAAGGAUACAGGAUGAAUUAGAGAGGUUAAACAAGGCUUCAGAGGAGAUCAACAGAUUAGAGUUGGAAUUAGAUGAUGCACGAGCAUCAUUCAGACAGGCAUUAACAGAUUCUACAUACAAACUUGAUGCCUUGGCCAAGAAGCUUGGAUCUUGUGUGGAUAAGGCAAGACCUUAUUAUGAAGCUAGGCUUAAAUCCAAAGAGGUACAUGUGGAGACACAGAAGGCUGCGUACAUGUUUGAGCGUGCAUGUAGCAUGCAUGAGGCAGCUAAGGAGAUGGUGCAACUGGCAGAACAGGGUUAUAUGCAACGAGAAGACUCGGGGGACCCUGCCUGGCAGGAAAUGCUCAACCAUGCUACCAUGAAGGUAAAUGAUGCAGAAAUGGAGAGACUCGAAAGUGAGAAGGUGCACUUGAAGACAACUCAGAAGUUCAAGGAAGCUGAAGAACAAGUUCUUAAAUUACAAAAAGAUCUCAAGCGUUCGAUUAACAAAUCUAAAUUGUCGGUCCGACGUAGCUUUCUCAGGCUCUCAGACAUUGUUAACCAAUAUGAAAUAGAACUCUUGCCAUACUUUGAAAUGAAAGCCAAAUUCAAUCAAAUGAUGGAGGAUAGAAAAUCAAAUGUAAUGAUGUUGGAAGAAUCUGUAGCCGGUACUAAAAAGACAUACUCAGAUGCUCUCCGUAGUCUGGAGGAGAUCAGUGAAGCAAUCCAUCAAAAACGUAUUGAUAUGCGUAACCAGGCCGAGCUUGGAAUACGUGGGGCCGGUGUGGGGUCCGAGUCCCCAUCUCCACCUCCGAUGAGGGGUAAAGUUCAUGUUCCCAUUGAUGGUAAGACAACGCAUUUAGCUAGUAGUUGUAAUACGGGUAACAGUCCGACAACAGUCACAUCUGCUCAGUUUAGCGUAAGCGAUACAUCUAGUCAAGAUUUCCGACCUCCGUCAGUCAUUUACUCGUCCCCCGAGAAAGCUCGGAGAGAGAGUUAUCGCCAGGCAAUCGAAGCGAGACAAUCCAUGCAGGGUAACCUUAACGAUAUAGGUGAAGACUACAGUGUUAACCUUGAUGAUGAGUAUUUAGCUUUACCGAAAAAAUUAUCAAAAAAUAGUUCUAAUGAGGACGUGUCUGAUGAUAUAUUUGAUAAAAGUAAAGACGGAGCUGCAACACAGGACUCUUUAAGUAUUGAUACAAACACUUCAGAUGGAUCCUCUAAUUUGUCCACAUCUCCAGCAGGAAUGGGCAAAAAGCCAUCUUCCAAAUUGAAAGGUCUCAUUUUAGUCCCUGUUGGGGCAGGAAUGGACCCUUUACAAGCCAACAUAAAAAUAACUACAAAACCACAUGUGGCAAGGUCAAGAACUGAACCAAUAAGGCCAAUGUCAUACCCAUACACUCAUAAUACUGAUAACAAGAAUAGAGUUGUCACCCCUACUGCCAGCUCUUCAACCAAAGAGGAAAAGAAAGUAGGAAUGGAAGAGGAAAUCACCACUCCAAGUUCAGAAAAGUCAUUCAGGAGAUUGUUGAAAGUUCCGUCGGUGCAAGACUUUGAUGAGGGGUCUAUAUCUGAUACAGAAAGUAUUACAAGUGGGACAAUGCUUGACGAUGACCAAGUAGAAUUUCUAACAAUGGACUUCUCAAAAUGUAGAUUAGAUUCACUGGAGGAAAGGCAAGAAAUUCAUGAAUACAGGAGGUUUAGUUUGCCUCCAACUCUAAGUCAAGUAGAAACUUUUGUUCGACAAGUGUCAAAUGAAAACGAGGCCAGUAAAAGUCCGGAAGGUUUAGGUGCUGAUGUAAAUGACACAACAAAUAAUACUCUAACAGCGGAGAAUAUAGUGGAUCCUGACACUGUAUAUGAAGUUUGAACGAGAAAAUAAUGGCAUUUUUGUGUCGCCUCUACGGAGUAGUGGCGACAUAUAGGGAUCACUUCUCCGUCGUCUGUCUGUCUUUAAUUUUAAAGUUUGUCCGGACUACUUCUCUUAUACCACUAAUGCAAUUUCAAUGAAACUUUACAGGAUUGAUCUGUAGCUCAAGUCCUUGCGCAUAUUGCACGGGUUUUCUGGUUGAAUGAUUUUUGGCCGAGUUAUGGCCCUUUGAUAAAAAGCUGUUUUUUUCUGUGUGUUGCCAGAUACGCAAAAGCUUGUGCGGACUACUCCUCAUAAACUACUGGUGCAAUUUUAUCCAAACUUUACAGGAAUGAUCAGUACCAAGUCUAGUUGUGCACUGUCUGUCUGUCUGUCCGUCUGUCACAAAAUUUGUCCCAACAUGAAAUUGGCCAUCAUGAGGCGACACAUGUGAUUACUGAUCGCUCUUGUGAGAAAUAGGUGUUUUUAGACUUUUACACAGAAAAAAAAGCUUUAAAUUUGAUUAUAUCUUUUUUAAUGGCAUAAUAAAUUAUUUUGAUUUGUAAAAUGAUGGAAAAUUAAAAACUUGAAUUAUAUUAUAUGAAUAUUUCAUAUGAAAGUGUAAUGUUUAACAUUUAUUUUGAAAAAAAAGAAAUUUUUUUUUUUUUUAGAUUUAGUCAUAUUUUCUAAUUUUCUUUAAAAAAAAUUCAUGAAAGCAAUAUUCUAUAGCUUCUCAACAUCACAUACCAGUCUAAAUACAGUCUAGUAAAAAAUGAAUGAAUUACAUUUAAGGUAAUAUUUUCGUUGUCACUUAUAUUGUAGUCUAAUUAUAGAAUUAUUUUUGUCUUCAAUCAGUCAACUUCGCUAAACCAUUCACCCAAUUCAUUAUGGAACUUUGAAAUCCACAAUUUAUGUAAAAUUUGGGAAUUUAUUAUAGGCAUAUUCUAUCAUUCAUAAUUUUUCUUUUUGAAAUUGCAACAGUGGUACAAUUUAAGCUUUACUUUUAAUUAUUUAUUAACCCAAAUAUGUCAUUCUUAAAUUUCUAUAUUUGUCCUGGACAGAUUAACACCUAGUUAUUAUAUUGCAAUGAAAAUGCUAUUGUGUUAUUUUUUUCUGAAUGAUUAAUAACAGACAUUCAGUUUUUACUAGGCUACAGAAAAAUAUAGUACAGUUGAUGUUGUGUUGUCUAGUUUUAAAUCAAUACUCAAUUGAAUGCAGCAUUUUUUGAGAUUUUGGUGCUGUAUGAAUGGUUUGGAAAAAUGUGAAACUUUGCUUAGAAAAAUGUGAAAAUACAUUGUUUAAUUGGAUAUUUACGUAUUUAUAAGGCAAAAAUAGGAUUUUUUUUCGUGUAGAGCUUGUUUAAAGUGGCAUGGUUCUAUACAUAGGUACAAGUGGCAGGGUUCUUUACCUUGGUAAAAGUGGCAAGGUUUUAUAACUUGGUAAUUAGUGGCAAGGUCCUAUAACUUGGUAAAAGUUGCAAGGGUAUAUGACUUGGUAAAAGUAGGAAGGUUUUAUAACUUGGUAAAAGUGGCAGGGUUUUAUAACUUGGUAACAAUGGCAAAGUUCUAAAACUUGGUAAUAGUAGCAAGGUUCUAAAGUUGAUAAACGUUGCAAGGGUCUAUAACUUGGUAAUAGUAGCAUAGUAGCAAGGUUCUAUAAUUUGGCAAUGAUGGCAAGGUUCUAUAACUAAAAAAAGCAAAUAUUAGGAAAAUUAAUGACUGUAAAAGGAAAUAUAGGCAACAGAAAUUCGAGAAAUAGAAUCCUAAUAAUGUAUAUUACUACAAUAAAAGGGGAAGAUCAUUAUAAGAUGGAAUUAUUCAUUGACAGAAGACUUGAUUUUUAAAAUUUAUAUGCUGGCAUUGAAAACAGAACUUUGCCACCAGUAUAGAGAUGGGAAAAUGUUUGCAUUCAGAUGAGACAAUGCAGUUUGUAGCUAGAUUCCAGCAUAAUAACUACCAAAAUCUUUAAAAGCUUUAAUGCCCUAGAACUAAAUUGAAAACUGGUCAAGUCUAUUGUUUAAAUUUUGGGAGAUGUUAGAUAUGCAAAAUAUGCAUUACAUAUAGGCAAGAGAAAAAGCAUUUGCGAAUCAAUUUGGAUGUAAUGGUGAAAUAUUUUGAAUUAACUGCAAUACUUGUUAAACAUGAAAUGUGAUAUAUAAGUUGAGUAUGUACAUGUGUAGGUAAAAACAGGGUGUUACAAUUUUAUUAAAUGUUUUUUUAGUCAUGAUAGUCAGUCAUGUUAUAAUGACAGAAAAUUUGGUUAACAUUUAUUGUUUAAGUGAUAGUAAUUAUGAAAGCACUGCGUGUUUGAUGGUAAAAAUGAUUUUCUGAAUUCUUUAGAAAAAAUGACUUUCUAUAGUAAUAUAAAUGUUGUAAGAUGAAAGUAAACUUUUUGUUUUCUUAAUUUGAUUUUUUACUCUUUUAGAAAUGUUUUAUUAAUAUUUUCUCCAUUGAAAAAGAUACUGAUUUUUCAUUUAUUGUUUUCUGUUUUCUCUAUUUUAGAAUAUAGGUGUUUAUAGUAUCCUGCAUUUGUUCAGUAGAAAUCUCUAGACCUCAUUUUUGUAUUGUUUUUGUAAAGUGUGAUAUAUUCUAUGUUCACAAAAAGAAACAUUUUACAGAGUUAUUAGAUACCUCAUCACUAAGUAACAUUAUUGUGUUAUUUUUAUGUACACUGUAAAGCAUGUAGGAUAUUUUAAUAUGUUAAGGAUCCAGAUCUCAAUAUAGUUGCUGCCAAUGAAUGAAUGAUGAAGAUGUUGGAAAAAAGUUGUGUAAUUAAACUAAUACUUUAACCUUUCCCAUCAGUCAACAGCCAUGCAGACUGACCCAAUCUGUCUUCAAAUCAGCUUUAAUUUCCCAUCCUGAUAUCCCCAAAAUUGAUAAUGUUCAGUUUGAAAAAAAAAAAAGAAAGCUGGAGAAUUCCAUUUAAGACAUUCAGCUGGUUAAAUAUAUUAACAUAACAUUAUUUUGCGUACCUGAUCAGGAUGGGAUACAAACAAUUUAAGUGGUGAUAACCUCAUCUUGCCUCCUGUAGAGAUCUAAGCCAUCAUGUAAAUCAAUGGACUCUGGUCAACAUAAAUGUAGUCUGUCCAGAUUUUAUACUUUUAGGUACUUGACUUUAGGACAUUGAUACUCGAAUCCAUUGAAUUAUUAACUGUGUAAUACAGCAGUCAUACAGUCUAUAUUAUUGACUGGCUAGCUUCAAAAUCAAAUCUAGAUGUUCCGAAAAUUGAUAAUGAACAGUUCCAAAAAUAGAAGCUAGACAAGUCCAUUUCUUUUAUUCAACAGGUUAAGUGUUAAAUAGCAAUUGUUUUGUGUCUUUGAGGUAAAAUCUAGAUGUUAUUAUCUCAAUAUUUUAGUAAUACAGUUUUAAUUGUGAUAUUAGAUAUAAAAAGUUUUAGAUUUUUAUAUGUAACGUAAAGAUACAAAGAUCAGCAUACUGUUAAGAUUUUUAUUGUAACUCUCUAAACUCUGUAAUGUCAAGCAGCUAUAAUGACUUUUCUAUGGCCACUGAAUAAAGCCAGACAAUUCUUUAAAAUGAUGUUGUCUGAAAGAGUCUAUUUUAUUGGCUGUAUAAGUUUGUUUUGAAAUCUCUUCAAAUAACAAUGGGCAGUUAUAAAUUCAAAGACACAAAUUUAGCAGGCUUAUAUUCAUCAUUGUAUGAGGGAUGUUAUAUUUAUUUCUUAUAUACUUACUAUUUUAAUACACAAAGUUUGGAUUUUUGUGAGCAUUUUGUUUGGACACCAAUUUAGACUUUCAAAAUUUUCAUAUUUUGAAACUUUUACUGAAAUUUGUCAUUAUGAUCCCCCUUCCUCCCUCCCUCUAUUUUAAUGACACUUCCCCUUUCCCUUUUUAAUUUAUUCAGAUUUCAUGUAUGUGAGUGAGUAUAGUAGAUCUUAUAGGAAAUGAAUCUCUCUCUAUGAUUUAUCUGUUUUAUUUUGACUCUCACACACACAUGCAGUCUAACCAGGCUGUUGGCUGACCCUAUUUUAAAUUUUUAUCUUGAUAUCCCAAAAUUUAUAAAAAGGAUCCUGGAUAAAACCAUUGAAGAAAUUUAGCAGGAUCAGAACUUUAAUGUUUGAUGUACUAAGCACUAAGCCAAAAUUUUACUGCGAUUUGAUGAAGUUAUUUGAACUAAUUCUUCACUUUUCAGUGAAUGAAUUGAGUUUAUUAAGCUUAAAUGAUAUUUCAGCUUGUCUGUUUUUGAAGAAAAAGUCCUGAUAUAAUGAUCACUGUGGCAUUCGAUGCAAAAAUCUUUCUAAGGGAACCCAUUAUUCAUACAUCAACAUGAAACUUGGAAUAUUUGCUUAUUUUGACUAGAUGCAGUUGUUAGACAAGGGGCAUAAUUCUGAAAGCUAUAUUUUUGUAGUUACGUCCCUUCUUAACUUAGAAUUUUUGUCAGAAGUGAUUAUUUUAACAGGCAAGUAUUAACACUGCAUGUAGUGCUCUUGUUUACAAUGGUUACAGUGUUCCAUUGUGAUGACAACAGAUUUUCCUCAAUUUUCAGACAUUUAAAGGUUGAUUGUAAAGUUUGAUUGCCUAUCUUGAAAAACAAAUUUAAAUGUGCAUCAUACAGCUUUUAACUACUAGUACCUACAGUGAUUGAACUUUGCCACCAGUAUAUAGCCAGGCCAGCUUGCACAUCCAUGCAGUCUGACCAAGCUCUGUAAUGUUGGCUGAAUAACUUUAGAUUUCAUUUUUUAUAUCCCCGAAAAUGGACAAUGGGCAGUUUAAAACACUGAUCCUCGACAAGUUUGUUUACCUUUAAGUUAUAAAUUGAGAUAAGCUGAUUUUUAUCUCUUAAAAUGUUGAAUAAUUUAAUUCUGUAGCUCAUGCAUGGAAUACAUUUGUUGUACUUUAUACAACUUUUUAAAUAAAUAAUGAUUAGCUUCGUAGGUUUGUGUAGAGGUAUCAUGGAUAUUUAAUGAUUGUAAUGCAAUACGAGACAGUGUGUGUUUGAACUUAAUGGGGGGUCACCCAUGUUGAGUAAAUGUUGACGGUUAUGAAUUGUUUAUAUCAUAAAUGUAUCACAGCAAAAGUUGUUAACAUUUUGUUAGUUUUAUAUUGUUUUAGAGUGAUAUAAAAGUUAAUAAACAAUAGUUGAUUACUUA